AUGGAGACUAUCAGAACCACUGUCGCAGAGAACUUGGGAAAGGUCAUUCCCGGCAAUGCCCUCGCGCCAGAGGAUGGCAAAUUCUCCCUCGACCAAGUCCCGGAUCUCUCGGGAAAGGUAGCUGUAGUAACAGGCGGAUCGGAGGGAAUUGGCUACGGCAUUACACACACACUCCUCUCACACAACAUCUCCAAGUUAUUCAUUCUUUCUCCGUCAGAGGAUAUCGCAUCAGACGCUAUCAAUGCGAUCAAAGAGGAGCUGGGUGAAGGAGUCGCCAACAGGGUGGAGUGGCUACACUGCGACUUGACCGACUGGGAGGAAACGAGCAAGGUGGCCUUCCAGAUAGCUGAAAAGACGGACAGGUUGGACAUCCUCAUCAAUAAUGCCGGAAGGGGUAUCAUGGCACACACCCUUGAUAGAAACGGAGUCGACCGCCACAUGUCCGUCAAUCACUUCGGCCCAGUGAUUCUGACGAGCCACCUUCUCCCCAAGCUCAAGGAGACUGCAAACAAGGGCGACAAGGUCCGCAUCGUAUUGCUGGCAUCCAACGCCCACCAGAAUGCACCGAAGGACACCAAGUUCGAGAGCUUGGAGGAGUUGAACAGAGAUGACGGACCACAAGGAAAUUACGGCCGAACUAAGUUGGCGGCCAUCCUCUAUGCCAAAUAUCUGGCACGGCAUCUUACAUCCAAGUACCCGAACAUUCUGGUCAAUGCCACGCAUCCCGGCGUGGUUGAGACGAGGCAGUCGACCGAGCAUAUCCACGACGCAUAUCCGCGAGGGGGAUACGGAGUCUCUCAUGUACUGAAUCCCUUCAAGAAGGACCAGUUUGAAGGCGCUGUCUCCACCAUGUUUGCCGCGACGACCACAGGCAAAAGUGGUCAAUACAUAUGCCCACCUGCCAUCGUCGAGAAAGGAUCGGAUCUGGCAAAUGAUGAUGGGCUUGGGGAGAGACUCAUGGAUCUGACAUGGAAGGUCGUGAAGGAGAGGACGAAGUCUUUGAGCGCCGACAAGGGAUGUCCGUUCAAGGAGGCGUGA
Westerdykella ornata is the source of this 1038-nucleotide messenger RNA. Its product is annotated as retinol dehydrogenase 12. NCBI's taxonomy places the organism in Eukaryota, Fungi, Ascomycota, Dothideomycetes, Pleosporales, Sporormiaceae. The transcript has a single exon. The record is from RefSeq and is a predicted model, not a curated record. Bases 1 to 1038 code for a protein of 345 amino acids.